AUGUUCGCUUUUGAAAAUUGGUGAGUAAUUUUUGAGUUUUCCGCUCCAAAUGAAUUAUAUGACUCACUUUAAAGAAUGUGCGAGGCUAAAAUCGUAUGUUUAUCAUAUUUUCAUAUAGAUAGUCAGUUUUUUACCGAUGGGAAAUUAUUUAACAAUUCCAAAAACGAAAUAUUUACAUUUUUAUUUAUUUUCACCCAAAUUCCGUUCUCUCUCUCAUUUUAUUUUCCAUCUGCUGCAAACGCGCUCUAUUGCACACUCUGGUCUCGGGUCGAUUGUCGAUUUUUGGCCACUCGCAUACCCUCUCUGUUUUUUUCAGUCUUUCAUCCUUUUUCCAACUUUUUAACUGAUUACUUUAGUUUUUUUCAGUAUGAGGGUACUUAUAGCCGCGUUGUCAGUGAUUAUCGCGGUUUCCGCAUAUGAUGCCGUAUAUUUCUCCAACCAACGAGAUAUUCAGUGAGUUUUUCUGAGAAUUUGAAAGAUUUUGAAAUCAAAUCAUUUUCAGAUCAUCGAAACUUGAAAAUAUUGUGAAUUCAGCUAGUGCAGAUGAACCAGUUGUAUUUAUUGUGAAUCCAGAUUUCACAUUAGGUAAGUAAUUUUUCUUGUGUCGAUUUUUAUUCAAACAUCUUAUGCUUCAGGUCAAUUCUCUGUGAAGGCUAAUGCUUAUUCAAGUGAGCCAACACAAGAUUAUUUGGCAAAAUUGGUGAAAUCUAGCAAAUAUCAUGGUGCAACUUAUUUCACUGAACAAUUUAUUGUGAGUUUUUGUUAUCAAAUCUUAAUUUUUCUAAUACAGAAUUUAAAAAAAAUGUAUUUUCAACUGAACAUUUUCAGGUUCCAACAGCUAGUGUUCUCACAAGUUCUUCUGACUUCAAAACCGGUUCAUCGGUCUACGUUCUCGCUGGAGAAGAAUGGACAUCAGCUGAAGAAUUGGCUCAACAAGUUUUGGAGAAAAUCGAAAACGCUGUUGUCAUCAUCACCGCAACCGACGGUGUUAGCCAAGAAAAAACUCGUGUGAAGCGUGUCGGACUCACUGGUGGUGAAAGUAGACAAAAUGAUGCAGAGGCGACUGGAAACAUUGCUUUGCCACUCAUUUUGCCACCAUAUAAUGUGACAGGACUCACAGCUCCAGCAAAUGGGUAAGUCAUUUUGUUUUGAGGAAAUGCAAAAAAAAACAAGGUUAUUCGUUUUUCAGCGAUAGCAGCUGUUUGUUCUAUUUGGAAGGACUUGAUGUUGUUGUCCAAAAGAAGGAUUCUGGAAAAACAACCUAUUCAGCUGCAGCAAUUCGUCAAGGAAAUGCUACUUGGAGUUAUGCUGAUGGUUAUGCUAGUUGUGUCAAUUCAUCAGUUGGAAGUUUUGUAUUCCGUAUUUCUUUGACAACAACUGGAGAAGUUGCCGAUAGCGGAGAUUUGUUCACAAUUCCUUCCGGUUCAAAUAUUGAUGUUUCUUUGACUAUUAAUGGAACCAAAGAUGGAUAUUGGCAAUUAGUUGGAGCUACUUUGAAUAGCGCUUCGAUCAACUUGAAAAACGGAGGAGUAAGUUCAUUUAAAAAUUGACUAAUUUAUAAUUUAUGAUCUUUAGGCAGUAACAGCUUCUGGUGUAACAGUUGGAGAAGGUGCUACACAAUACACAGGUCUCAAUUCAGUCGCUGGAUUUGCUCUAACUUGCAGUCAAACUCAAGCAGUUUUCUUCGCAACCAACAACGAUGCAGUUAGAAUUGGAUUAUCUUUGCACAAUUCGCAAGUUCAAACAUACGUUGUUAUGCCAGAAUGGAAACAAUGGGCGUAUUUCACAAGACAAACUGAAGAUUGUACUGGAACAUUCUCAUCUGGAUCAUGGAUGGGUAAGAAUUUCAACUUUUAAAGGAAAGAUUAUUGAAAUCUUGUUUUUUUUUAGGAAUUUUAUCAGCACUUGUUCUUAUUACUGGACUUAUCUUUGGUUAUUUGAUGCUUCAAUCAGUCCAAACACAAGAUCGUUUUGAUGAUCCAAAACAAAAACAAAUUGUGAUCAAUGUUAGAGAAUAA
This is a messenger RNA of Caenorhabditis angaria, 2018 nucleotides long. The record is from the annotation of a GenBank genome assembly. Lineage: Eukaryota; Metazoa; Nematoda; Chromadorea; Rhabditida; Rhabditidae.